AAAAAUGAGUUGCACUUUUGUGUAUUAGAUGUCGGUGGUCGGUUGAUUUUGAUAACUUCGCAGGAGAGUGUGUUUUUGGAGUGCUCCCGCCUUGUUUUUGAACUAAUUAUUGUUUGUAACGUCGGCUGCCAUGCGGGCUCUCGUGAGCAUAUAUCUGGUUUAUUUGUGGGUCAGCACGGCGAGGGGUCAUCACUUUACCGAGGAAGAAAUGCAGGAUGUCAGACAACGAAUCAAAGGUAUGUUCUAUCACGCCUACAACAGUUACCUGGACAACGCUUACCCUUAUGAUGAGCUUCGCCCCCUCACCUGUGAUGGUCAGGACACUUGGGGCAGUUUCUCACUGACGCUCAUCGACGCACUUGAUACCUUGCUGGUACUGGGAAACCACACUGAGUUUCAGCGCGUGGCAUCGCUUCUCCAAGAAACAGUUGACUUUGACAUUGACAUCAAUGCCUCUGUCUUUGAGACCAACAUCAGAGUGGUGGGAGGUCUCCUGUCUGCCCAUCUCCUCUCAGGCAGGGCUGGAGUGCAGCUGGAACCUGGCUGGCCUUGUUCAGGACCACUCUUGAGGAUGGCAGAGGACGCUGCCAGAAAACUGCUACCUGCUUUUGAGACUCCCACUGGAAUGCCAUAUGGGACAGUCAACCUGCUGCGAGGUGUCAGUCCCACCGAGACACCAGUCACCUGCACUGCUGGCGUAGGAACCUUCAUCCUGGAAUUCGCCACACUGAGCCGACUUACGGGCAAUGUUACAUUUGAGAACACUGCACGCCGGGCACUGAGGGCUCUGUGGAAGACCAGGUCUGACAUCGGACUGGUGGGCAACCACAUUGAUGUGGUCUCCCAAAAGUGGAUGGCUCAGGAUGCAGGCAUCGGUGCGGGCGUGGAUUCUUAUUUUGAGUACUUGGUGAAGGGUGCCAUCUUUCUGCAAGAUGAGGAGCUGCUGCACAUGUUUGACGCCUAUUACCUGGCCCUUGAGAACUACACACGCUUUGAUGACUGGUACUUGUGGGUGCAGAUGCACAAAGGGACUGUGUCCAUGCCCGUGUUCCAGUCGCUCGAGGCAUUCUGGCCCGGCCUGCAGACUCUGUUAGGAAACGUGGACAGUGCUGUCAGGACCUUCCAGAAUUAUUACUCGGUGUGGAGGCAGUUUGGAGGUCUGCCUGAAUUCUACAGCAUCUCUCAGGGCUAUACCGUGGACAAGAGGGAGGGAUACCCACUCAGACCCGAGUUGGUGGAGAGCGCCAUGUACCUGUUCAAGGCAACGGCGGAUCACACUUACCUGCAACUCGGACUGGACGCUCUCGAGUCUGUUGAGCGGAUCGCCAAGACGCCAUGCGGCUAUGCCAGCGUGAAAGACCUGCGAGACCACCAGCUAGACAACAGAAUGGAAUCUUUCUUUCUGGCUGAGACCAUCAAGUACCUCUACUUACUUUUCGACCCCACCCACUUUCUGCACAAUAGCGGGACAGAGUCAUGGGUUGAGGGAGGAGAAGAAGGCCAGUGCAUCCUGAGCUCAGGGGGCUAUAUCUUCAACACAGAGGCCCAUCCGCUGGACCCGGCUGCGCUCUACUGUUGCAGCCAGCACAGCCGCGAGCGACAAGAGCUCCACGACAUUCUCCUCGGCCGAUCACAGUCUGCUAAAAAAGCUGAAGAACAUGGCGGCCACUCGGAAGAGCCUCCUCCACCCAGCCACUCAGAGAGCAUAGCUCUGAAACCGGGUGUCCGGCCUCAGCUGUCUGGCGGUUGGAUCUGACCACCAGGAUGAGGUGUUAUUCUUGUUCCUCACCGACCUCGAGAUGUUCUUGUAAGGUGUCCUCCCUGUCUGGGCUGAUGAUACAUCCUUGAGGUGUUCUUGUCUGGUGUCCUACCUGUCUGGGACAUCCUGUUCCACAACACUUCGAAGAAAACUUCAUGCAGUGGCCUUCACAUUCCCUACCACCCAUCAUCCGACUACAUGCGCACACCACUACUGAAAAUUAUAUUGAUAUGAUUAUAUAUAAGUCUAAUGCAGCCUUAAUAAAAUGUGUUUGCAAACUUCCGAAA
This is a messenger RNA of Syngnathus typhle (broad-nosed pipefish), 2046 nucleotides long. It is a transcript of the gene edem2, whose product is annotated as ER degradation enhancer, mannosidase alpha-like 2. NCBI's taxonomy places the organism in Eukaryota, Metazoa, Chordata, Actinopteri, Syngnathiformes, Syngnathidae. The coding region runs from base 131 to 1756 and encodes 541 amino acids. The transcript has 12 exons. The record is from RefSeq and is a predicted model, not a curated record. Gene Ontology annotation, biological process: carbohydrate metabolic process; endoplasmic reticulum mannose trimming; mannose trimming involved in glycoprotein ERAD pathway. Gene Ontology annotation, cellular component: endoplasmic reticulum; membrane. Gene Ontology annotation, molecular function: calcium ion binding; mannosyl-oligosaccharide 1,2-alpha-mannosidase activity.